GAUCCCGGCAGUCCCAGUCUGUUCUGCAGAUACCGGGAAGCAGUUUUGCCAUACUACAGGUUCCAGGAGGAGAUCCUGUCUGUGUCGCCGUUUGCUUCUGUCUUCUACCACGUCAUCUCUGACCAAGAGGGAGACAGCAUGAAGGACUUCGUGAGAAACAAGCUCGUCAGAGGAAAAGUUGGGGUCGACAACUCUGUUGUGUCCGACAUCAGAACCAGUGACUUAGCCUGGAUUUAUGACGCAGAUUCGCCUGUUGCCACAGCGGUGGCCAAAAGGAUAGAGUGUGUCACAGGUCUGGACACGUCACAAAGGUAUCCUGAUGGACCCACUUCCGGCGAAGCUUUCCAGGUGGUCAACUAUGGACUGGGAGGACACUAUGAAGUUCAUAUGGAUCCAUUUGAUAAAGAAGAUUUGAUUACCUGUACCUUGUCUAGAAAAAAGGCUCUCAGGUGA
Molecule: messenger RNA, 453 nt
Organism: Candidula unifasciata
Lineage: Eukaryota; Metazoa; Mollusca; Gastropoda; Stylommatophora; Geomitridae
Source: the annotation of a GenBank genome assembly